AUGAACCACGACAUCGACGCCCUACGGGCAAGAUUCGAGGGCUGCACGACGGUGCCCGAAGUCGAGAAGCGCAUCCGGACCGAACUUAGCGAUGCUGAACGCCUCGUUGUUGCUUCCGUCGCCUACGACCACUUCUUCGCGAGCAAUUGGUGCGGGAUUGAAGAAGCCGCCCUGCUUGAGAAAGACGUCGAAGAAGGCCUUCGCCCCCAAGUUGUCGAAGCCUUGUCUUGUGAGGGGAUGUUGCCUUACAAGGGGACAAGGUCCCUUUUGCUUCUCCUUGCCGCGAUCAAGGCCAUCGAAGGGCAAAAUGGAGGCCAGGUCUUGCAGCUCAAGAUUCUGAUGGCCUGGCAGCACCUGCUCGACGAGUCUUCAUCAACGAUCCAUCGGCGUAUCAAAGAAUUGAUCAAAGAAGUGCAAGAACCAUGCGAAGAAAGCCUCGUGCUCAGCGUGGAGCGCGAGCUGGUCAUUGCCCAGGCGUGCCUGUUGUUCUACGGUUACGAUGAAGCGCAUCGGCACAUUGACGAGGCGUUCAAACUGGCAAAGCUUGACGCGACGCUGACCGGCGAGCUCGGCAAGCGCACAAAAUGGCAGCAACACCUGGUGGCCCAGUUGGUGUUGUCGGUGCAAGCUAGCGGCGAGGUCGACGAGGCCGAGGAACAAAUGCCGGAAAAUGUGCAGUUGAAUGACGACACGCUUAUGGACACCAUCACGCUGGAAGGCCCGGCCAAGGAGCCGGUCUUGCUCACUUCGAUGCAAGUGGCCUGCCUCGUCGCCCUUACCACGUACAAGCGGAAAACACAGCCGAAAAGCGACAUUGUUACCGAAGAAUGCAUGGCGACAAUCUCUAUGAUCCUCUCCCAAAAGCGCUGCUGGGCGGGGCAUUGCCAGUCGCUGAUCAUGCGCAGCGACCUGGAGAAGGGCAAGGGUCGAAAAGUGGAACGGGCCUGCCAACAGCUUGAAUCGUUAUUGCUGGGUCUGGAUGGGACGGCGAGUUAUGCUGAACACGGAGUGCCAAGGUGCAAAUUUGCGGUCGCCUGUGGCCUUCCCCCAUGGUGGAAAGUGCGAAUCCAGUAUGCGCGUGUGCUCUGCUCGAUCGGACUGUACUCGGAGGCCCUCCGCUGCUACGAAAAACUAAAGAACUGGGACGGCGUCAUUGACUGCUACAAGUCGAUGGGCCAAAUUGAGAAAGCCGACCGGUUAAUAAGAGACCUUAUCGAUCAGAAGGACGACAGCGUUCCCCUCCAUCUCCUCUACACGAUGCUCGGCGAGAUCAACCAGGAGCUGUCUUGUGUCGACCUCGAGCCUGAACACUUCGAAGCCUGGAACAACCUAUCCGCCGCCUACCUUCGUCUCAACCAGAAAAAGCGGGCUUUCGACGUGCUUCAGGAAGCUAUCAAGCUUCUUGACCUGAAGCGAGCCCCCACCGAUGACGACUAUUUGAUCAAGCUGACGAAUGAAGCGUUGGACCUAAUCGAAAAGGAACCCAACGACCCGUGCCUGGACGAGCUCUGCAAGCUUUUCGCACGUAUCAUCGCUUCCAAGUCACUCGGCGCACAGGGUUACCUCCUCUACGCCUCCCUCAAAAAACCGACGCCGGGCAGCGUCGAUCAGGAUGGGCGCUAUGUGCGCCUGGUCGAGCAGGCCCUCCAGGCCGAUACGAUGAAAAAUGACUAUUUGACGAAGGUCGAGGUGGCGCUGCGCGUGCUCAAGACGGCCAAUCUGCUCAUCGACACGCGGUUGGAGCAAGCCGGGAUCAGCCAAAAGGAGGAAGACAUCAAGCGGGCCAAGUCGCGCAACAAUUUGACGCUGCUGCCCCACCUCAAGAAGAUCCAAAUGGCCUACCAGGACCAAUUCGGCGCUCAAAACGAGCUGAAGAUGGCGCUCGACGAUGUUAUGGCCAAAAUUCAAGCC
Molecule: messenger RNA, 1911 nt
Organism: Mesorhabditis spiculigera
Lineage: Eukaryota; Metazoa; Nematoda; Chromadorea; Rhabditida; Rhabditidae
Source: the annotation of a GenBank genome assembly